AUGAUGCAGUUAGCCGACGAUCCCUUCGAAUUUAUAUCCCCCAUUAUCUGUAUUGGCUCCUUUUUGCUGAUGCUUUUGGGACCCAUUUUCAUGCCUCGUUUUUGGAUCCUCUGCAUGUCUGGCUACUUCCUCAUCUUUUUAGGUACUCAGUUCAAUCAUUUAACGAAAUUUUACAUGACAGCUCAAAGCAUGAAAAAAACCAUUAAUGCAUACAACGCUAAAUUAAAGAACCAAGAUGACGAGAAAGCAAACCAUGCCGUGGCUACUGAUAAUGACUUGAAAAACGCGGAAUCUUCUUUGGUCAACACCUACGACAGUGAUUUCUUGGUGCAUGCUUUUGUGAUACCUAACUAUGCUGAACCUGAAGCAUUGAUGAGAGAUACCAUUGGACGUAUCGCCAUCCACAAGAAAGCGCGCACAAACUAUGUCAUUAUUCUUGCCAUGGAAUCCUCUGAAAUCUACCACAGAACCAAGUCCGAGAACCUAAAAGAGCAUUUCAAAGACGACUUCUUGCAAUUUGUUAUUACCAACCAUCCUUCAGAUCUUCCUGGCGAAGCAAGAGGUAAAGGCUCCAAUAUCAGUUAUGGCGCUCGUAAAGGUACAGCCGAAAUGAUUGCAAGUGGGAUUGACAAGAAUAGAAUUAUCAUCACUAUCUGUGAUUCGGAUUCUCAUGUGCCUGAAUUAUACGUAUUAGAGGUCGAAAGGGCAUUCAGUCGUUCCCAAAAUCCUUAUUACAGAGUGUUUGCUCCGCCCAUCUUUUUUGGAAGAAACUGUUUCAAGGUACCAGCUGCUGUCAGAGUAACAGACAUUACAUGGUCAUCCAUGAUCCUGGCCAACCUCAGUAGCAGUCGAGGUAUUGGAUUUCCGUGUUCCACGUACAGUAUUAGUUGGAAGUUGGCCGAUCAAGUAGGCUACUGGGACACGGAUGCUGAUGCCGUUGGAGAAGACAUGCAUAUGACAUUGAAAUGUCUUUUCAAGACCGAAGGACAAGCUCGAAUGACACCUAUUUUUGUACCCAUCAACCUCACCAAUGUCGAAACACAAGGAUACAUUGAGAAUCUCAAAGCUCGUUUUGUGCAAGCCAAGCGCCAUUACAACGGUGUUGCUGAUGUUGCCUACACUUUGCGCAGUGCUCUCAAUCUACCUACCUAUUGCGUCGAUGCUAAUGGAGUAGGAGGUAAACCACCCACCAAAGCCACUGCCAAGCUGGAUGAGAAUGCAUGCACUACAUUCUGGUUUGAUAGAAUCGUCAUUGUGCUCAAAGUAUUGGAGACUCAUUUUGUGCCAGUGACAUCCGGAUGGCUCAUGUUCUUUGCUGUGCCUUUGAUGCAAUUCGCCUUUUAUCCUCCUGAAGGCUAUGGACCCUAUCUAGACCCUAGCGUCAAUCCUGUAUUGGUCUCCAGCUUCUAUCUUAGAGUUUGGAAUGUGCUGAAAUUCACUACCUUGUUUCUGCCGUUUCCCCUGUUUGGUACACUGGGCAUCUAUGAAAAUCUGCACCGAUUCAUCGACAUUGAGUUUUUUAAAAAGACAAAAGACGAAACUCGCACAAGGAAGAAUUAUUUUGACUAUGUCAGUAUGCCAAUUGCUGCUUGGAUGUUUAUGACACUGCCCUCCAAUAUCGCAUCAUGUAAGCGUUUAUUCAAGGCGAGAGAUCAGUAUAUAGUGGCAAAAAAAGCCUUCGUGGAAAACUAG
Messenger RNA from Mucor velutinosus, 1692 nucleotides. RefSeq lists its product as uncharacterized. Bases 1 to 1692 code for a protein of 563 amino acids. The transcript has 3 exons. The record is from RefSeq and is a predicted model, not a curated record. Lineage: Eukaryota; Fungi; Mucoromycota; Mucoromycetes; Mucorales; Mucoraceae.